AUGGGGAGGGGGAAGAUUGUGAUAAGGAGGAUCGACAAUUCGACGAGCAGGCAAGUGACUUUCUCGAAGCGGAGGAACGGCUUGCUGAAGAAGGCGAAGGAGCUGGCGAUACUUUGCGACGCCGAGGUCGGAGUAGUGAUCUUCUCCAGCACUGGCAAGCUUUAUGAUUUCGCCAGCACGAGUUUGAAUGCUUUUACCAGCAUGAAAUCAGUAAUUGAACGGUACCAUAAAUCAAAAGAGGAACAUCACCAACUUGGGAACCCAACCUCAGAAGUCAAGUUUUGGCAAAGGGAGGCAGCAAUGUUAAGGCAACAAUUGCAAAACUUGCAAGAAAAUCAUCGGCAAAUGAUGGGUGAAGAACUUUCUGGUUUGAAUGUCAAAGAAUUGCAGAAUUUGGAGAACCAAUUGGAAAUGAGUCUACGGGGUGUUCGUAUAAAAAAGGACCAAAUUUUAAUGGACGAAAUAGAAGAAUUAACCAGAAAGGGAAACCAAAUUCACCAGGAAAAUGUUGAACUGUAUAAGAAGGUAAACCUAAUUCAUCAAGAAAACAUGGAAUUAUAUAAGAAGGUUUAUGGACCAAGGGCUGUGAAUGGAGCAAACCGAACUUCCCUUCUCUUAGAUGGUCUUGGCAUUGGAGAGGACUCACAUGCACCUGUCCAUCUCCAGCUUAGCCAGCCACAGCAACAAAACUAUGAGACACCAACAAGAGCCACAAAAUUGGGAUUUAUGCUUUUAUCAGUGAGGUAUGCUUUAAGAGCAAUAGACAAUUCAGCAAAAAGAUACUUGUUUGAAAUGAUCAAUGAAACCAAAAUCAGCAUGAGUGAUGGCAAUGAGCAAUGA
Messenger RNA from Juglans microcarpa x Juglans regia, 840 nucleotides. Its product is annotated as MADS-box transcription factor 23-like. The transcript is spliced from 8 exons. The record is from RefSeq and is a predicted model, not a curated record. Lineage: Eukaryota; Viridiplantae; Streptophyta; Magnoliopsida; Fagales; Juglandaceae. Gene Ontology annotation, molecular function: DNA-binding transcription factor activity, RNA polymerase II-specific; RNA polymerase II cis-regulatory region sequence-specific DNA binding; protein dimerization activity. Gene Ontology annotation, cellular component: nucleus. Gene Ontology annotation, biological process: positive regulation of transcription by RNA polymerase II. Bases 1 to 840 code for a protein of 279 amino acids.